Tupaia belangeri chinensis (Chinese tree shrew) is the source of this 2012-nucleotide messenger RNA. RefSeq names its product mediator complex subunit 21 (gene MED21). Gene Ontology annotation, biological process: regulation of transcription by RNA polymerase II. Gene Ontology annotation, molecular function: transcription coregulator activity. The record is from RefSeq and is a predicted model, not a curated record. Gene Ontology annotation, cellular component: mediator complex. NCBI's taxonomy places the organism in Eukaryota, Metazoa, Chordata, Mammalia, Scandentia, Tupaiidae. The transcript has 4 exons. Bases 67 to 501 code for a protein of 144 amino acids.
CAUGUACUAAAGCUGCCCCACCGCGCACGAGCAGCGGCUUCGGCGUUCCUGUGCGUGCGGGGCAAUAUGGCGGAUCGACUCACGCAGCUGCAGGACGCCGUGAACUCGCUUGCAGAUCAAUUUUGCAAUGCCAUUGGAGUAUUACAACAAUGUGGUCCUCCUGCCUCUUUUAAUAAUAUUCAGACAGCAAUUAACAAAGACCAGCCAGCUAAUCCUACAGAAGAGUAUGCCCAGCUUUUUGCAGCACUGAUUGCACGAACAGCAAAAGACAUUGAUGUUUUAAUAGAUUCCUUACCCAGUGAAGAAUCUACAGCUGCUUUGCAGGCUGCUAGCUUAUAUAAGCUAGAAGAAGAAAACCAUGAAGCUGCUACAUGUUUGGAGGAUGUUGUUUAUAGAGGAGACAUGCUACUGGAAAAGAUACAGAGUGCACUUGCUGAUAUUGCACAGUCACAGCUGAAGACAAGAAGUGGUACCCACAGCCAAUCUCUUCCAGACUCAUAGCACCACGUGGCUGAAAAAAGAACUGUUUCAUUACCGUCAAGAAUUCUGUAUCAGAUUUGGAUGCCUUACCAACAGUCACAGAAACACUGAACACCAUGACAUGCUUUAUCCUUUCUACUUUUACUAGUCUUCUCUUCACUCUUGAUAAAUAAGCUUAUAAAAUUGUGAUUGCACCAGCUCUUUCUUUUCUUUUCUUUUCUUUUUUUUUUUUGCGAUAGGACGUGUGUGCUUAUCAGAGAGGGAGAGAAAAUAAGAAAUGAUUCCCUGGGGACAUGGCCACACCACCGUCCCUUCUGUGCUCUCCUCUCAGGAUUUUGGGCGUACAUGCACAUAGGCCAUGUGCAUGAUUCUUAAGAUGCAAGAUCUCAGAUUAACCACAAAAUCAGCCAUGUGGGAUCGAGCACCUUAACCUCCAAGUCACCUGCUGGCCUCCUUAACCAGUUUUAAACUCCUAAUAUCAGUUUGUUUUUUUAUCUCAGUGAAAUUAGGCAGGCAUUGCACUAAUGAUUAUAAUUUAAUCAAAAUAUUAUGAAGUUCUGUUAUGACAUAAUGUCUUUAUUUUUGUCAUACACAAUAUUUAGGGUCCUUUUAUAAAUCAAAACAUCCCUUAAACCAGAAGAAAGGUGAUAGUGCAGAGGUAAGGGGCUUUUAAGUUUAGAUUGUUCUCUUUUUGCCUCUUUAGAGGUGGCAUUGUAUAAAUUUGGGGCUUUGAGCAAGAAUAUUUCCGAGUGUUUGCUUUAAUUAAAAGCAGAGUGAGUGUGCUGAGAGCAGGUGAUUUAUGUUCAAAUCUUUUCUUCCAGAACCUCAUACCUAUUCUGAUUUUCCUCUUUUGUUCUUACUAAGAAAUCUUCCCUGUGGAAUUCUUGUGUUAUUAUGAAAGAAUGUUCAUUCCAAAUUACUUUUUCCCCAUAUGCUUUUUUCAUUUUUAUCUUUAAUUUGCUUGUCAUUAACUGUGAAUUAUGUUUCCUGAAUCAUUGAUGUCUGUCUUUAUCUGAAGGUAUUAUCUUCUCAUUAACUUCUCAAACUUUAUUGUUGUAUUCCAAUCUGAGCAGAAUAUACUCUCAGCUAUAUCAUUUGCCAUCAAUAUUGUUUUCCCAUUUAACCUCAGUUUGUUAUUGCUGAUAUUUGUGUCAGCAUUAGCAACUGUGAUUAUGGAUCUCCUUGACUCUGUGUUAUCUCCACUGAAAAGCUGGAGAUGAAAUCUGUUCUGCAGUGCAUUGUAACUGAUUCUUCUUCCUAAGGCUGCAUUGUUUAUAUUUGCUGCAGUUUCUUACUAUUCAGAGUUUUAAGUUUCUGGAGAAAGCUAAAGAGCAAUAGAGCUUUCUGUCUAUUAUCUUCAUUAUAAUCAAGCUUUUCCCCAGUCUUUGAAAAAGACUAUGCUUCAAAGUUCAGGAGCAUCAACAUUAAUUUUUGCAGUUAAUGUUAUAGCAAUUUAUUGACUAGUUAAAAAAAUUUUAACUUAAUUUUUAUGUGUAUUAUUACUGAAAUUUAAUAAAAACACUUUACCAUCA